AUGGAAGAGCUCGAGGCCACGCAGGCAACACAGGGCACACAGGCAACGCAACCUGCAGAUCCUGGGCCACUGGAAUCAGCUCCAGAGUCAGCGGAGCUGGUGGUGAAGCUGCUGAAGAAAAAAGGCGACUCCACUAGUUCCAGCUGUGUUCCUACAAGCUUCGACAUCAAUGGUGAGCUCGUCAUCGGACGCUGCAAAGCCGACGUGGAGGUUGAUGACAAUCGUUGCUCCGCAAGGCACAUUCGAAUCUACCAACAGCAACCUUAUGGCUUUUACAUUGAGCAGCUGGGUCGGAAUGUCUCCUUCUUGAACAGUCAGCGGCUCGCAAAAGGCGAUGUCCGGACCCUCCAACAUGGCGAUGAGAUUUCAGUGCUGAACCCCCCACGGUCAGUUGGAGAGGCACCAGAACACCAGCCCUUUGCAGUUUUUGUUUUUCGUCUCACUGAGCCAGAUGGACGGCAACGACCACUCAAGCGGCUCAAGAUGGCUGAAGCCGUCGAACCAGGAGCCACAGUAGCAGGUCCUGGUGAUGCCACCUGUGUCGAUGACAUCUCGGUGGCUGGAACUGAUCUUAGCACCCUCAGCACGGAGGAAGAGUUCCAGGCGAAGUACGACAUGCGGAUUGACAUAAAGAAUCUGAUUGGCAAGGGCACCUUCAGCGAGGUUCGGCGGGGUCUUUGUAUCGGGGAUGGGCCUGGAGAUGGCCGACUUCGUGCCAUCAAAGUGGUGAACCGAAAUAAAUUCAACAGUUUUCAGAUGCUGCGGAACAGCCAUUUGUCCAUGGUAGAUGAAGCAAAGCUCCUGACCAGUUUGGACCACCCGGGGAUUGUGAAGUGCUUCGAAUGGUUUCAGACCAAGACCAGCCUCUAUUUGGUGAUGGAGCUCUUGGAAGGUGGUGACCUGCUGCAGAACAUCAUGCAAGGUGGCUGCUUUGCAGAGGGCCAUGCGCGUCGGUUGUUCAAGCUCAUUUGUGAGGCCCUGUCCUACUUGCACGGCAAGGAUAUAGUCCACAGGGACCUGAAGCCGGACAAUGUGCUUUUAACCUCCAAGGAGAGAUCCACGUGUCUGCCAAAGAUUGCGGAUUUAGGAGUGGCUGCGACUUACAAUUCAAACCUUACUACUACUUGCGGCACACCUCACUACUUUGCUCCAGAGCUUGUACGCGGCUUCAAAGCACCAAUCAUCCAGGAGCCUUCUGGACCAGUUGGAUAUGGCAAGCCUGUCGACAUGUGGAGUUUGGGGGUUGUCCUUUACAUUUUGCUGAGUGGAACGCCUCCUUUUGAAGCUGAUGGCUUGUACGAUCAAAUCCUCCAAGGGCGUUAUGAGUUUGACGCAGAGGAGUGGGAGGCUGUAUCGCCAGAGGCCAAAGAUUUGGUGCGCAGAUUGAUGACGGUCGAGCCUGAGAAACGUCCAACCAUCGACGAUGCUUUGAAGCAUCUUUGGCUAAGCGGAACGAAUGGAACGAAUGGCACAAGCGCAACUGGUGCAAGAGGAACCAUUCUGAGUGCAUUAGGGGCAUAG
Molecule: messenger RNA, 1521 nt
Organism: Cladocopium goreaui
Lineage: Eukaryota; Dinophyceae; Suessiales; Symbiodiniaceae
Source: the annotation of a GenBank genome assembly